Abrus precatorius (Indian licorice) is the source of this 2846-nucleotide messenger RNA. Its product is annotated as proline-rich receptor-like protein kinase PERK15. The coding region runs from base 406 to 2496 and encodes 696 amino acids. Gene Ontology annotation, biological process: protein phosphorylation. NCBI's taxonomy places the organism in Eukaryota, Viridiplantae, Streptophyta, Magnoliopsida, Fabales, Fabaceae. The transcript has 8 exons. The record is from RefSeq and is a predicted model, not a curated record. Gene Ontology annotation, molecular function: ATP binding; protein kinase activity.
AAGAAAAAAAAGAAGAAAAAGAAAUAAUAAUAGGGUGGUGACACGGCGUGUGAAGAUGGAGAAGAAACGUGAUGGGGCUUAUCACUUAUGUCAUGCUUUGGAAGCGCUGCCUGUCCCUUUAAGCCCUUACCGUUACCUUACCGUUAAUCCCGUUCUUAUUUCCGUUGAUACAAACACCAUCAUCGCCCACAACCAUUUCAUUUCCCCCAAACCCCCAAAACAAAAAACCGAAGCUUCUCUCUCAGGCCACCGCCAACGUAACCAGUGACCGGUAACAUCUCCGAUUCAACUCAGUUAUGCUCACACCUUCUUCGCUCCGAGUCCCAGCUCACUCCCCCAACUCAGUUACCCUCCUUUUCGCCGUUGAUUUUGUAGAUCUGAUCUGAACCGUUCGCGGCAUCGCUGAUGUCGCUGCCCGUCGUUUCUGUGUCCUUAAUCGGUGGGUUGAAAAUGUUAUUUAUGUUGUUAUCUUGCAUGGUCUUGUUUGUGGUUGAUUCUGGUACAUAUGGUAAAACACUGGAACUGGAAGCACCUUCAUUGUUGUCUCCAGCUACACCACCUUUGGGUGAUCUGCCACAACCACCAAGUGCCCAUGGGUGGAACCAUUUUGCUGCACCAAUUCCAUCACAUGCCACUUCACAUUUGUUCACUAAAAGGAGAAGAGAAUUAGAACCUCCAGUUACUGGCUUUAAGAAUAUCGCCCCUACUCAUUCCAUUGCUGAUGCAAUUCCUUCUGCUCCCGCUCAGCCCCCAUUGUCCACUUAUGUUUCCAAUUGUUGCAAGCAAGACAUGGUGUUGAAACGAGGCAGUGAGAGUUGUCACUGUGCUUAUCCCAUAAAGCUAGACCUUCUACUUUUGAAUGUCUCUCAAAACCCCAACUUGAAUGUUUUUCUUGAUGAAUUCGCUACCCAACUUGGCCUGCAGACUACCCAAAUUACGCUGAUUAACUUUUAUUUACUCAGCUUAUCGACAUUGAAUAUAUCGAUGGAUAUCACUCCGCAUAAAGGGAUCAGUUUCUCUGCCGAUGAAGCGUCUAAAAUAAACUCCUCGCUCUUGCUGCAUAAGGUUCAACUAGACCGUAGAUUCGUGGGUGACUACAAGGUCCUCAAUAUAACCUGGUUUAAAGCUCCACCUCCUUCUCCAGCUCCUACUAUUGCCACAUCACCUGUUAUAACUCCACAGAGACAAGCACCUACAACUACAUCAUCAAGUACUUCAGACAGGGGAAGGCAUUCAAAUUUGCUUCUUAUUCUUGGAAUUGUUACUGGCGUACUCUUCAUUUCCAUUGUAUGUGUACUUGUACUUUGCUUAUGCACGUUGCGGCCAAAAACAAAAUCACCUCCCCCAGAAAGUGAAAAACCAAGUAUGGAAAGUGCGGUUCCAGCUAUUGGAUCUCUUCCUCACCCAACCAGUACACGCUUUAUUGCUUAUGAAGAACUUAAAGAAGCAACAAAUAAUUUUGAACCAGCAAGUGUGCUUGGAGAAGGAGGUUUUGGUAGAGUUUUUAAAGGUGUCCUAAAUGAUGGAACUGCUGUUGCAAUUAAGAGGCUUACUAGUGGAGGGCAACAGGGUGACAAAGAGUUUUUGGUUGAGGUUGAGAUGCUUAGUCGGUUGCAUCACCGUAACCUUGUAAAAUUAGUGGGGUACUACAGCAAUCGUGACUCAUCACAAAAUCUACUUUGCUAUGAGCUUGUAUCAAAUGGAAGUUUGGAGGCCUGGCUUCAUGGUCCCCUGGGAAUAAAUUGCCCUUUGGAUUGGGACACCAGAAUGAAGAUUGCCCUUGAUGCUGCUAGAGGACUUGCCUACCUGCAUGAAGAUUCACAGCCCUGUGUUAUACACAGAGAUUUCAAGGCAUCCAACAUAUUGCUUGAGAACAACUUUCAUGCUAAAGUUGCAGAUUUCGGUCUUGCUAAACAGGCACCUGAAGGCAGGGCCAAUUACCUGUCUACUCGUGUCAUGGGCACAUUUGGGUAUGUAGCUCCCGAGUAUGCUAUGACUGGACACCUACUUGUAAAAAGUGAUGUUUAUAGCUAUGGGGUUGUCUUGCUGGAACUGCUGACUGGAAGGAAACCUGUGGAUAUGUCACAGCCAAGUGGACAAGAGAACCUUGUUACUUGGGCCAGACCAAUUCUUAGAGACAAAGACCGGUUGGAAGAACUUGCUGAUCCAAGGCUUGGGGGAAGGUACCCAAAGGAAGAUUUUGUACGUGUUUGCACUAUUGCUGCAGCCUGUGUUGCUCCUGAAGCAAGCCAACGACCUACAAUGGGUGAGGUGGUACAGUCACUUAAAAUGGUGCAGCGGAUCACAGAAUAUCACGAUCCUGUGUUAGCCUCAUCCAAUACGCGGCCCAACCUGAGACAGUCCUCUACUACCUAUGAGUCUGAUAGAACAUCUUCAAUGUUUUCGUCGGGUCCUUACUCUGGUUUAAGUGCCUUUGACUAUGACAACAUUUCAAGGACGGCUGUUUUCUCUGAAGAUCUUCAUGAAGGACGAUGAAAGUGCAUGGAAAAGCAAGCUAACCACAAACAUGCACCCACAGGUUUUCGCACCAUAAUUUAGACAGGUUUUCUUUCCUAUGGCUGAAGGUGGAACCAUUACUAGUGGGAUUUUCUUGCAAGUGAUUUAAGGUUUCUUGGUGGUGGUGUUGGUUACAGAGGGGAUUCUUCUGUGGUCGCUUUUGCCCUCAGUAAACCACCAUCCUGCUUUUCCCUAGGAGACAGUGGUUCCACAUGUGGAUCAAAUUUUGUAUAUAUUUUGCAUUGUAGUUUGUUUUUUCCAGACUGGCUUCAAAAGCCUUUUUAAUUAUAAUUUAUAUAUAUCCGCAUAGCUUCACUGUCAUUAUAUUC